This is a messenger RNA of Hypoxylon fragiforme, 1973 nucleotides long. RefSeq names its product LrgB-like family-domain-containing protein. The transcript is spliced from 5 exons. The record is from RefSeq and is a predicted model, not a curated record. Lineage: Eukaryota; Fungi; Ascomycota; Sordariomycetes; Xylariales; Hypoxylaceae. The coding region runs from base 139 to 1767 and encodes 542 amino acids.
AAAACACCCAUCUUACAGCUUGUAAGGCAGGUAGGCUUCUUAUAAUUAUAAUGAAUCACAUUACACACUCUCAUUCGGAUAGCUUUUGACAUAACAAUUAGAUGCUAAUUGACUUGGAUAUAAGAAAAGAAACUCAUAAUGAUAGCCGAACAUAGCACUGUUCUGAGCGACUUAUCAUCCGCAGCACAACUCGCGCUUCGGCAUUCUCGGAACAAGGCAAUACAGUCAUGGCUCUAUGUUCCCCUGGGGAUACUGUUGAUAUUACUGCCGUGUUUCGCGGUUAAUAAACUGUUCGGGCUUGGAUCCGUGACCUUCCCGUCCUCGGUAGCUUGUCUCGUUAUCCUAUUCUUGGCCUUGCUGCUGUCUGAGAAGGUGCUCGGCGAGCAUCGGACGAAGCGCAUUGUUGGUGUGGUUGAGAUCCCGAGCGGCUGGGUCUUGCGAUGGAUCAAUGUCUUGUUCACGCCUUCGUUCGUGCUGCUACCCCUGAGCCCCUCGAUCGGGGGAAUCGAGGUCCUCAAGAUGAUUGCCGUCUUUGUGAUCGGCUUCGUCGUGAUGAUGGCUCUCGCAGCAUAUAUGACCCGCGGCCUACAGCUCGUACUGGGGUCCUCAAAGCGGGCCCUGACUGAGCGCGCAGAGGAGCUCAACCCCAGCAGCGAGGAAAUACCCAUGACAUCGCCCUCUACGCCUGCGAGGACAUCAACUCCCGUAACCAGUUCAGAGCAACUUUCGUCCGACGAGAUCAAUGUACAGCUCCCUCCGCGCUCGCGCGACAUUGCCCAUGGCUGGCGAGAGGAGGACCUAUUACGGUCGAGUACUCCCCAGACGACAAGCGGUGACGUAACCCCCCGCGGCAUGCCCCAUCAGGCCCCUAUACCUCCGUCACGGGCAACUCGAUGGGCCGCGAUCAUCACCGCCCACAUCGACCACCUCACCUACGCCAUCCUAUUCAUCUUGGUCGGGCUCCCGCUCUACUAUGCCGUCGGCUACGCGAUGCCCAUGCACCUAGCCUUCAACAUCCUCGCCUACUUCGCCGCCAUGUCUCUCCCGCCAACCUGGCGAACCUACCUCCACCCCGUCCUCGUAUCCGCCCUCCUAACCGUCCUCGGCAUCUGGGCCCUCGGGCUAAUCAAAGGCGACGACCUCCACGCCACCCUCGCCGCGUACAAAACCGGCCUCGGGUACGUGGCGCUCUGGAGCGGAAGCAGUCACCAGGGUCUCCUCCCAGGCGCAGGCGACCUCUUCUCCAGCGUGCUCGACGCGGGCAUCGUGUCGUUCGCGCUGCCGGUGUACCAGUACCGGCGGGAGCUGAAGCAGCACUUCGCGUCGAUCCUGGUGCCCAACGUCGCCAUCUCCGUCGGCUCGCUGUUCGCGUACCCGCCCUUGUGCUACGCCAUCGGCAUCAGCGCACCGCGUAGUUUAUCGUUUACCGCGCGCAGCCUCACGCUCGCGCUGGCCAUCCCGGCUGCUGCGAACCUCGGCGGCGAUCCCAAUACUGUUGCUGCUUUGGCCAUCAUGAGUGGUAUUGCUGGGGUUUUGGUUGGACAGCCGAUACUUCGCGCCCUUAGGAUUCCUGAAGACGACUACGUCACCCGCGGCGUGACCUUCGGCGCUAACUCAUCCGCCAUCGGCGCAGCGUUGCUCCUCCGCACCGAUCCACGGGCGGCCGCGCUAUCGAUCCUGGCGAUGACAAUCUUCGGGACGAUCACCGUUCUGUUCACGUCGAUCCCGCCGAUGGCGAGCGCGAUACAGUCGCUAGUAGAGCUUUGAGCAGCUUUCGCAAAGAGGGAGGUGUAAUCUUUGCUGUUGGGUGGAUAGCAUGCAUAUAUAGGUAGACAUGUGUCCAAGGGAAGCGCCUCAACGACACUCACGCAUGGUUUAUUUCCGAUUAGACCAAGUUUCAAACUUAGAGACAGACCGGUAAACCAUCCAACAUGAGUAUAGUUCAUUGGCUUCUACCACGGCGUCGCAUAAAC